CGUGGGAACGUUUGUGGGUUGCUGCGGGUUGCUGGAGUAAAAAUUGUUUGACAGGGAGGUGAGGCGACCUGUGCACAGGGACCUGAAAAGAGAAGUUUCUGUAGCGUGUCAUUGUCAGUUUCCGAGCCAACGGGGAGGCAGACUUGAUAGCGACAAAUGAUUUUGACGAGUCUAAGCAACAGGGCACAGAGGGAAAUGUCAGGGACUAUAACAGCCUUGAGCAAAGGGAAGCGCGACUAGUAACACCGCAACGCGGAAAAUAUUCAGGGGGGUGAGAAUGCGAAUGGUGCGAAGAUACCGAAAUCAAACAAAAUGGAAACGAUGUAGCGUCGCUGCCGCAUUUCAUAUAGCUAGAACUAACGUUAGAGUAGAGAAUAGAUAGCUAAGGAGCUAGCAGUUUAACUAACAUACAUGUAAAGUUCUUCGUCGGAGAAGCUGAAGCUGAGCCCGGAGGCGUCUGUGGAAUCAGAAGAGUUCAUCCGCGUUGUGAAAUCAAAGAAGAUAAAAAAGACGAUGCUACGGAGGAGACUGAACCGUUUGCUUGGCGGUGAUGAGAGAAGAGUAGACAGUAGGACUAUCUAUGUUGGUCAUCGGUCAUGUUCUGCCAAUGAGGUUUUCAUCCCACCCAAGUUCUGUGAUAACAGGAUUGUGUCCUCCAAGUAUACAGUUUGGAACUUUCUACCAAAGAACCUGUUUGAACAGUUUAGAAGAAUUGCCAAUUUCUACUUCCUUAUCAUCUUCCUGGUACAGGUGAUAGUGGACACCCCCACCAGCCCAGUCACCAGUGGCCUACCCUUAUUUUUUGUGAUCACAGUAACCGCUAUCAAGCAGGGCUAUGAGGACUGGCUACGGCACAAGGCUGACAAUGAGGUGAAUAAGUACCAGGUGACCGUGCUAGAAGGCGACCGGAGGAUACAGAAGGAGAGUGAGAAGAUCAAGGUUGGAGAUGUUGUGGAAGUGAAGGAAGACGAGACCUUUCCCUGUGAUCUAAUUCUGCUGAAGUCCAGCCGGGAUGACGACACAUGUUUUGUUACCACAGCAAGUCUGGAUGGAGAGUCAAACCAUAAAACACACUACACAGUGCCAGACACAGAGAAUGAUCUGGAAUCUCUCAACGCCACCAUUGAGUGUGAACAGCCACAGCCUGACCUUUACAAGUUUGUUGGCCGUAUGCACAUCUACAGAAACGAUCAGGAGCCUGCAGUGAGGUCUUUGGGCCCAGAAAACCUUCUGCUGAAAGGGGCAACUUUAAAGAACACCCAGAAAAUCUGUGGUGUUGCAGUUUACACUGGCAUGGAAACAAAGAUGGCUCUUAACUAUCAGGGCAAGUCUCAGAAACGCUCUGCUGUGGAAAAGUCUAUCAAUGCCUUCCUUCUGGUUUACCUUUCCAUCCUGGUGAGCAAAGCUCUAGUGUGCACCACACUUAAGUAUGUGUGGCAGAGCAAGCCUGGACAGGAUGAGCCGUGGUACAACGAGAAAACCCAAAGAGAGAAGGACACCAAUUUGUACCUAAAGAUGUUCACAGACUUCCUGUCCUUUAUGGUGCUCUUCAACUUCAUCAUCCCGGUGUCCAUGUAUGUGACGGUUGAGAUGCAAAAGUUUUUGGGAUCCUUUUUCAUCACAUGGGACAAGGACUUCUUCGACCCUGAAAUCAAGGAGGGGGCACUGGUCAACACGUCAGACCUCAAUGAAGAGCUGGGACAGGUGGAGUAUGUUUUCACAGACAAGACGGGCACCCUCACUCAGAAUAACAUGGAGUUCAUAGAGUGCUGCAUUGAUGGCUUCCAGUACAAGUACCGGGAUGCGAGCUCAGAGUUGGACGGAUUCUGUGUCACAGAUGGACCUGUGAGCAAACUACAGCAGAAAGCUGGCAGGGAGAAGGAGGAGCUUUUUCUGCGUGCCCUGUGUCUGUGCCAUACAGUGCAGGUGAAAGAGCCCACUGGGCAGGGUCAGGACCAAGGUGACGGGCUGACAGACCAGUUGGAUGGCGUAGGGAUGGAUGGAGAGGUGCUCCAUUCACCGCUGGAGCAGAGAGGCUUUAUAGCCUCAUCACCUGAUGAGGUUGCUCUGGUCAAGGGUGCCAUGAGGUAUGGCUUUACAUUUCUGGGUCUCGAAAGUAAAACGAUGAAAAUUCUCAACUGGAACAAUGACAUUGAAAUGUAUGAACUGCUUCACGUGUUGAACUUUGACCCAGUGAGAAGGCGAAUGAGUGUAAUAGUCAGAUCCAAAUCAGGUGAUACCCUGCUCUUCUGUAAGGGAGCAGACUCCUCCAUCUUUCCCCGCGUCAGACAGGAGGAGGUUGAGAGGAUACGUGUGCAUGUGGAGCGUAAUGCAACAGAGGGCUACCGGACGUUGUGUGUGGCCUACAAAUCUCUCAGUGAGGAGGAGUACACCCAGGCAGACGCAGGAUUGAGGGAAGCUAGACUGGCUCUGCAGGACAGGGAGGAGAAGCUCAUGGCUGUUUACAACCAAGUGGAGACUGGCAUGAGUCUAAUAGGAGCUACAGCUGUAGAAGACAGGCUUCAAGAUGAGGCAGCAGAGACCAUGGAGGCUCUACAGGGGGCAGGCAUUAAGGUUUGGGUCCUAACAGGGGACAAGAUGGAGACUGCAAAGUCCACCUGUUAUGCUUGUAGAUUGUUCCAGAGAAAUACAGAGCUUUUGGAGCUGACUGUGCGUACUCUGGAGGAUGGAGGGAGGAGGCGUGAGGAGCGACUGCAUGAGCUCUUGGUUGAAUACCACAAGAAAGCUGUACAGGAUGCACCACCAGUUAAAGCAGGCGUCACCAGGAGCUGGUCUUCGACAAGCCAGGACUAUGGUUUCAUUAUAGAUGGCGCCACUCUAUCGAUGGUGCUCAACCCUUCCUCUGAAUCCAACUCAAGUCGCUACAAGAACCUCUUCCUGCAGAUUUGUCAAAACUGCACAUCUGUGCUUUGCUGCCGCAUGGCACCUCUACAAAAGGCACAGAUAGUUAAAAUGGUGAAGAACUCUAAAGGCAGCCCAAUCACCCUUUCCAUUGGAGAUGGUGCCAAUGAUGUCAGCAUGAUUUUGGAAGCUCAUGUUGGCAUUGGUAUUAAGGGUAAAGAAGGUAGGCAGGCAGUGAGGAACAGUGAUUAUGCCAUCCCCAAACUCAAGCACCUCAAGAAACUUUUGUUGGCACAUGGCCAUCUCUACUACGUUCGCAUUGCACACCUGGUGCAAUAUUUCUUUUACAAGAACCUUUGCUUCAUCUUACCUCAGUUUUUGUACCAGUUCUUCUGUGGCUAUUCCCAGCAACCCCUGUAUGAUGCGGCCUAUCUGACGAUGUACAACAUCUGCUUCACCUCCAUGCCCAUCCUGGCUUACAGCCUCUUGGAGCAGCACAUCUGCAUUGAGGUUCUGCUGGACAAUGCUACUCUCUACAGAGAGAUCGCUAAGAAUGCCAUGUUACGGUGGGGACCAUUCCUCUACUGGACGUUACUUGGACUCUUCCAUGGCUUGCUUUUCUUCUUUGGUGUUCGAUAUUUGUUCAGUAACCCAGCCCUGCAGGAUAAUGGCCAGGUUUUUGGGAACUGGUCUUAUGGAACAAUUGUCUUCACUGUCCUCGUCUUCACUGUCACACUGAAGCUUGCUCUAGACACACGGCACUGGACAUGGAUCAACCACUUUGUAAUCUGGGGCUCCCUGGCUUUCUACGUGUUUUUCAGCUUCUUCUGGGGAGGAAUAAUAUGGCCUUUCCUGAGGCAGCAACGUUUGUACUUUGUGUUUGCCAACAUGCUGAGCUCUGUGUCAGCCUGGCUAGUCAUCAUCCUGCUCAUCCUGCUCAGCCUACUGCCAGAGAUCCUGCUUGUGGUAUUCCGCAAGCCCCGCGGGCCCCAUGCUCGACAGAAGAAGCCUGUUCAGUCAAGCGAGGGGGGCCUCCAGUCUCCCGGGUCUUCAGCCAGGCCCCUGCUCAUGAGAACCUUUUCAGAUGAGUCCCAUACUGUCAUUUAAACAGCUGUCAAAGGCCGGCCUCCUACAAACAUCCAGAUUGCGGCUGUCACACCACUAUCCUACAAGCACCUGAAGGAGCGCGAGUGAAAAGGCAACACGGACUCACAAGAACAGCGGCAUCAGCCUCUUUCAGGGUCCUGUGCCAGUCAUGUCAGCUGUCAUCUGAAAAAAGGGAGAAGAAGAGGAGGCAAAAAGAAAAAGAGAGAUGUGCUGACUGGGAAGGGGGAGAUAGAAAGGGGUUUAGCAGUCUUUCGACAUGUGUCUCUCUGCUCCGCCCAUCCCUGCCCAAUCGCCGCAGCUCCUAAUCCCCCACGCAUGCCUGCAUAGCAGUGCCCUGCAUUAUUUUUAAAAAUAUCUAUUUAGAUGACGGGCAUGAGUUUUCUUUUUUUUACUACUACUUUUUAAAUAAAAAUAGCUUACAAAUGAAUGCAUACACAGCCGCCUUGUCAGUAGCUCUACCCAACUGCUGUGUUUUAACAAGCAGUUCUAAUAUCCACUCCAGGAAUGGUUCGCCUGCAUGAAAGAAGGCUCAAAAGAAAGCUUCACUCCACUGAUUGUUCAGUCACUGUAGACAUGAUGAUCCCAUGCUCAACGGUUACACUUUACAAGGUUAUUCCAGAUGACAGUUAUUUUGCUUUUUUACGAUUAUUCUUUAAACAGUUAUCAUGUUUCAGGAAAUACACUCAUCCACAGGUCCAAAUGUAAUGAAAAGUUGCUGAAAGGGAUUUCAGAUCUGCUCAGAGACUGUUAGAAUAGUGUACCGGUUUAAACAUGAUUAUAUGAUUAUUUGUUUCCAUUGAUGAAUCUACAUUCUGUAUUGAAUACUAAGGUAAAAGAGGGGUUAAUGUACACCAUAUUACCACUCAAUCCAAAAAGUAUGUGUGUGUGUGUAUGUAAGAUUGAGAGAUAGAUUAGAGAUGUUAAGCAUAUUCUGGCUAUGAAACAUUGCUCAGAGCAUGACUUAAAUCGUCCAACCUCAGAGAUAAUGUAAGUCCAUUUAACAUGUGAAAAAUUAAUAUAUGUGCUGUUCUGUAUAUAGCUUCGAGAUGUAUGACAGCAUCUGCUCAAAGCCAAAAAGAUAAACGUAAAGCGAUCAGGUUCUGUCUGCACUAGUGUGACCUGAAAGUGACAAGUCAGUGUGUAUGAGUGUGUUACAUAACUGUGUGCAACUGUGCUGGAUGAGAAGAGCCAGAAAUGCUUGUGUAUCAUGAAAACCAGGAUUACUUGAACAUUGUUGGCGUAAUUCAGUUAGACAUUUCCUGCACUAUUAUGGGAACUGGUUUCUUCAUUGCGUAGAUGGUCACUAAGGAAUAUAUAUGCCUGAACACACAUGCACAUAUCAGACAAGAACAACACACAUUAUAACCACAUGUGUUGUACACAUUAAUGCGCACAUGCACUAAAACCUAUAUGAGGUAUUUACGUUCAUUACCCAUGAUCUAGUUUGCAAUAUUUGUCUCUGGCAGGUUGGAGUUGGAGUGUAAAGACAUCAACUACAGACCUGCAGAGUCAGCAUAGUUAAUGCCACUGUGAGGCUCUACGCUUCAUCUCUUUCCUUCAGUUUUUGGUCAAACUUGCUGACCGACAGAAUGAUAGAGCGCAUUGUUUGGCCUUUUGUUCUUUCCUUUAACUUCUUGUGUGUAGUGCUUCAUACAUUCCAUUUAAACGUGCCAUGAUUUCAAACACUUUAGGAAUAUUUUUGUUCUUCUCCACAAACGUGUCUAUUUGGUAUAUUUAUGAAGUGUAAUUCUACUCUUAAAAAUUUUUAUUUCAUACAUCAUCAUUUUUUUAUUGUUAAGAGUUGGUCAGACUUGUGCCAGUUGAGUUGGUCUGUGUUACUCCAUCCCUGAUGUGAGACCGAGCCAAUCCCAUUUGAUAGUCUUUGUCAUACAUGCAAAGACAGGCAGCCCCCCAAUACACUCCCAACAUCUCAGAAUCAACCUCUGAACCAAUGCCACUCCUUUUGCCUGGUUAUAUGAACUCUUGGUUUAAACUGAUAUGCACCUGUUACUAACAUGACAGAUGUAUGUAUGUUUUGUGUUACAGCCAGUUGUUGAAGAAUCUGUCAGUAUUGUGAUUUUGAAAUUUACUACUCCACUGAUCCCUGCUCAAACAAUAAAUGCAGUACUGUACUUUUUAGUACUUUGAGCCACUGACUUUAGCCUGACCUAUCUGAUACAGUGCAUCUGCAAAAUGGCACACGCAGUAUAACGCCAAAUUGAGAUUUUAGAAAAAUUCAUUUAUGGUUGAUUUGUUUUUAACAAAUAGAAAAACAAACAUGCCUUUCUGCAUAUGUUUUUCUUAUGUUAGGAAAAAGGUGGAGGCUGUUCUUUACUCUGACUUGUCAUCUCCAAACUGCAAUGUGCUGGAGAGGCCGGGUAUAAGAGGACUGAGAGGGGCUGCCUGCUUUGUUAGACAAUAAAAAACCUUUAACUGACAUCAGAGAUGCUAUUUUCAGAGCUUAAAAAUAUCUUGGAAUCUAAUGUUUUGCCUGUCUAAAUGAAAAGUAUAAAAGAAUGGAUUGUAUUUUUAAUGCAACCUUUUUCCAGCCACUUUGUAAGAAAAUCAAAUUGUCAAAAAUAAAAAAAAUAAUAAAAAAAACAAGCACGAGAGGCUCUGUGGUUGUGGAAGCUGUCCCUGUCUGUUAAGGGGUGGAGGUGGACAUCUUCAGGCACCUCAGCAGCCCUGUGUCAUGCAUCCAGGGAUCCCUCGCCACCUCCAGCCCUUUGGGUCUCCAGCCUCAACACUCCAAACCUCCAAGAUGAAUGUACCUCUUUGAAACUAGUAUAUUCCAGAUUUUCUGUAAUAAAGCAGAAUGUUUUGACGGUAAA
Micropterus salmoides (largemouth bass) is the source of this 6800-nucleotide messenger RNA. It is a transcript of the gene atp11c, whose product is annotated as ATPase phospholipid transporting 11C. Lineage: Eukaryota; Metazoa; Chordata; Actinopteri; Centrarchiformes; Centrarchidae. Gene Ontology annotation, cellular component: recycling endosome; trans-Golgi network; plasma membrane. Bases 514 to 3969 code for a protein of 1151 amino acids. The record is from RefSeq and is a predicted model, not a curated record. Gene Ontology annotation, molecular function: ATP hydrolysis activity; ATP binding; ATPase-coupled intramembrane lipid carrier activity. Gene Ontology annotation, biological process: phospholipid translocation. The transcript has 31 exons.